AUGGGUUGCCAAAAUGGAAAAGUUAAACCGAUACUAUCGAUAGUUAAAUCAACCGUAAAUUCAGUAUUACCGGCUACUAAUGAUCAAUUACCAGUGGAAAUCAUUUAUAAAAUAUUAAAUGAAUUGGAUAUAGAAACAAUUUUUGUAUCAUUGUAUCAUGUAUGUAAACGAUUCGAUAGUAUUUUAUCUACUUAUGAUGAAUAUCAUUUUAAUUCAAAAACCAUAUCAUUAAAAAAUUUUGAUUUAAUUUGUUCUCGUAUUCGUCCAGAACAAGUUACCGAAUUAACAUUAUCAGAUGAUGUAAAUAGUCCAGGAUUAGUGGAAAAAUUUCUUUCACGAUUUACUAUGAAUGAAUUUGUUCGUCUUCGUUCUUUAACACUUAUACAAAUCGAUAAUGAAGAAUUUAUGAACCAAAUAUUAAUUUCUAUUGCUGAUCAUACAUCAUUAGUAAAUUUUUCUUCGAUCAAAAUAAUUAAUACCGAUGAAACUUACGGUGAUAUUUUUGUUGAAUUGAUUAUGUCUGUUCUUGCUAAACCAUCACUACGUAAAGUCUACUUCGAAUUAUCAUAUGGUCGAGGCACAUCUAAUCCAUUACCUUGGCUUGAACAAUGUUCAUUUAGACAUAUGAUAUUUAAAGGCAAUUGUAGUGUUAGUUUCGUUCGAAAUAUUUUUGUUUAUGCACCUCAAUUAGAAACAUUUGAAGCAAAUGAUUUCAAUUUUGAUGAAGAAAUUGAUUUGAACAGUGCUCCAACUAAUCAUGAAGACGAUGAUAACAGUGUUGCUAGUGAAGAAUUCGAAAUAGAAGCCGAUGAAAAUCCCAAUCACGAGGAACAUCCAAAUUAUGACGAAAACCCAAAUCAUGAUGAACAUCAAAUACCGAGAAGCGAAAAAUUCGCAUCUCUAGAAUCGACAAAUUAUUUGAUAUCAUUGACACUUGAGGAUUGUUCAAUGAAUAUGUCAAAACUUGAAUGGAUGCUACAAGAAAUGCCAACGUUGAAACGAUUCCGCUUGAAUACCUCGAGUGGAUAUAACGAUGAAUUAAUUCUAGAUGGUGAUCGAUGGACAAAUCUUGUAUCGAAUAUGGACAAAUUUGAAUUUGUUCUUUCAGUUUAUAUAUCAGAUUCUUCGGCAUGGGAUACGGAUGAAUGUAUAAGUACAUUUCAUACAUCAUUUUGGACUGAAGAGAAACAAUGGUAUGUGUCAUUGGAAAAGUAUGACGACGAAGUUAUGCUUUAUACAUUGCCAUAUCUCAACAAUUUUUAUGUGGUCAAAAGUCUCUCAUCGUCAUUUGAAUAUCGUUCUACUGCUAAUGAAAAUUCAAUAUUACGAAUUCAAUCUAUGAACAAAGUUCAUGACUUGCAUAUAGAUACAUCGAGCAUAAACGCUAUUCUUCCUCAUUUUUCUCGUGUUACAAAUUUAUUUCUCUAUGGUAAAUGGCCAAAAUCAAAAUCAUUUCUUAGUGAUAUACAAGCAAUUAUAGAUUUGAAUACUGUUGAAGAAUUAACCAGAGAAGAGAUUGUGCCCACUAUUGAUUUUAUUAAAUUCUUGGACAUGAUGCCCAAUAUAAAAUCAAUAAAAACUAGUACAAAUCUUCUUGAUGCUUUAAAUGCUGCUAAAUUUUCUCAUACAAAAUGUCUUCGUUCGUUCAUUAUUGAUUCCAAUAGUUAUGGAGAUCAAAAAACUGUCAAUAUUGAACCAUUUUGUUCUAUGUUUCCUCGAAUUCAACAUUUGAUUAUUCCAGUAGAUAAUAUUGAUAGUUGUCAAUAUGUUCUUGAUCAACUAAAAGCUGAUCUUCUUAGUGUUAUAUUUCGAAUAACUGCAAAUGAUAAUGUUUUUGAGGAGACUGAUGACGAAAGCGAAAAUGAAGAAGAAAAUUCAACUGUUGAUUUAUUUUCUGAAUGGAUACAAGAAUUAUCAAAACAAUAUCGUUGCUAUAAAAAACAACGACAAAUUCACAUAUGGCUUCAAUGA
This is a messenger RNA of Rotaria sp. Silwood1, 1971 nucleotides long. The record is from the annotation of a GenBank genome assembly. NCBI's taxonomy places the organism in Eukaryota, Metazoa, Rotifera, Eurotatoria, Philodinida, Philodinidae.